Molecule: messenger RNA, 4322 nt
Organism: Formica exsecta
Lineage: Eukaryota; Metazoa; Arthropoda; Insecta; Hymenoptera; Formicidae
Exons: 5
Coding region: 1-3228 (1075 amino acids)
Molecular function (GO): zinc ion binding; nucleic acid binding
Source: RefSeq, a predicted model, not a curated record
AUGUCGGAGCACGUCGCCCAUCAGCAGCAGCUGCAGCGUACGAUUGAACGCGCUCUCGAGAACUUCAAAAAAAUCGGUAAGAACAAUCUUACACCAGCUAAGGUGCGUUCCCGGAUCUCAACGCUCAAGGAAUACUGGAGUCAAUUUUCCAAUGGACACGCAGAGGUGUCGCGGAAAAUCCCGGAAGCAAUCCGGUCGUCUUUCAGCUACUUCAAGGACAAUCAUUACGACGCGACUCAAGCAGCCUAUAAAAACGCUCUGGACCACAUGGCGGAGAUCCUGGAGGAAAUGGAGCCGGUCGUGAGUCCAAAUCCAUCUCUAUCCUCGACGAGGCUGCACGCGGACGCUUCCGCGGUUUCUUUGUCGCAUCUUCCGCCCAUCAAAUUACCUCUGUUCGACGAUAAUUUUGACGAAUGUGUCAUAGCCCAAACAGCCAGACGCAUCCCAGAGCCCGAGUUAUCGGAAAACGUCGUCACAGAACGCGAAUUUCCAUUUAACAAUUUGGACGAAAGUCUACUCCCGCGUAAUAUGACUGACCCCACUGACAACACUCCACGCGAGACUAGACGUACGCGACCGUACAUUAGCAGAACUCCAAGUAGAGUAUCUUUACGACGCGAAUUUUCGUUAACUUCCUACGAGAGCGAUCUGUUCGAUCCGGAAGAGAUUUAUAGCCAACAGGAAAAUAAUAUGGCCGAAUCGCGAAAUCCGCAAGAACGCACUCCCGCGAACCCGCCGAAAAGCGCGGUAGACGAGGAAAUAGAAAACAUGCGGCAAUCCAUCCGCCAAAUGGACCAAAAUAUAGCGGAGGCCGACCGCACGCCGCCUCCCGAGAUCAACCGCGAAGAAAGAGGAGAUUAUACACAGAUAAUCCACAUUUUGAAUGAAAUACGCGCGGAUAUCCAUUCGUUAAAUAUACGAGUAACGCGACUAGAAAGCGCGGACGCACAAUUACCCCGUCAUACAGACACUAGCAGGGAAAACGAUAACGAUGCGUUUGAAACAACAUAUGGGCGAACGAGACGCGAUAUCAGAAAUCGACGAAGCGUCGCCCCGAAUUAUCUGCCGUUAAAAGAAGCAAGAAUAAUGAUCCCCGAGUUCGACGGAACCUCGCGACAUAAACUGCAAAAAUUUUUAAACGCGUGCAAAUACGCUGUUCAGAACAUAAACCCAGCAGACGAAGAAUCGUUAAUUCAAGCCAUCCUAUUUACAAAAUUAAAAGGGAAAGCGAUGCAGGACUUUGAGACGCGAGAUAUACAAACGUUCGACGAAUUAAAGCAGCAACUCGAGACUUGUUACCAGUCAAAACAAAGCACGACACAUUUACAGAUCGAAUUCAACUCGCUAAAACAAAAGCCGAAUGAAACUGCGCACACUUUCGGACAACGCGUUGAUUUACUAGCAAUGAAAUUAUACGACUCGAUGAUCGAAGGAAAGGAGCACUCCGCAUUAUCAAAACGCACGAUUCAACAAACAAUCCAAGCGCAGGCAUUAAUAAAUUACCAGAUCGGGCUACACGAUGAAUUACAAGUGCUCGUACGCGCGCAGCGAUAUACGACGCUCCAAGAAGCGAUAACGGGCGCGAGCGCCGAAGAAAAACUCAGACCGGGAACAGCGAGAACAAGUAGUUUUGUUAAUAAAAAUAAAACCGAAUCAAGUUACCCGCGAAAUAGUCGAAACCCGACACCGCAAUGCUUUAAAUGCGGAAAAAACGGACAUUACGGACGCGAUUGUCGAAGCAUAACCGGGCAUAAAGUACACACCAUAGGAAAAAUGUACGCCACGAUCAAGAUAGAAAAUCACAAGGUAAAACAUGCAUUUUACGUUGUAAGAGACGACAUUCCAAUAGAAUAUGAAGGAAUAAUAGGAAUUGAUUUCCUUCAACAACAUUCGGUAUCCUGUGAUUAUAAUCAAAAUCAAUUAAAAAUAGGAGAAGCCGUGCUAAGAUUCCAUACGUUUAACAAAACAAUCCUAAAACCGCGCAGAGAAACCAUCGUAAAAGCGAUAACGAAGCAAAACUGGAUAGGAAUAGUACGAGCAGAGGAAACCGCUCCAGGAAUCUACCUUGGAAACUGCUUAGUAGAACCGAAGGAUUACACGUGUCCAUUGGACGGAGAACCACUGACGUGCACCGCGACGGUAGAGCACGAGAUAAACACGCGCGCCGAUACCUCACUGGUGAACACGAGACCGUAUCGUCUUCCCUAUAAGCACAAGACGGAAGUAAAUAAACAAGUGCAAGAAAUGCUGAAAAACGGCAUAAUCCGAACAAACGCGAGUCAAUGGAACGCACCCUUAUUAGUGGUACCGAAAAAGGCCGACGCAUCCGGAAAACCUAAGCUCCGAGUAGUAGUAGACUUUCGGAAGCUAAACGAUUUAACAAUAGGCGAUUCAUUUCCACUGCCCAAUAUCACCGAGAUACUGGACCAGUUAGGAAACGCUAAAUAUUUUACCACACUAGACUUAGCGUCAGGAUAUCAUCAGAUACCGAUGGCUGAGCAAGAUAAACAAAAGACAGCUUUUUCAACGCCCUACGGACACUACGAAUUUAAUAGAAUGCCGUUUGGAUUGAAAAAUGCGCCAGCAACAUUCCAGAGACUAAUGAAUUCAAUUCUAACCGGAAUGCAAGGACUUAAAUGUCUAGUUUAUUUAGACGACAUCGUCAUAUAUGGAGCGAGCCUAGAGGACCACAAAAAAAGACUCAAGGAAGUACUGCAGAGACUCCGAGAAAAUAAUCUAAAAUUGCAACCAGAUAAAUGCGAAUUUUUGCGCAAGGAAGUAAUUUAUCUAGGUCACAUAAUUUCGGAGAAUGGAAUAUCUCCGGAUCCGUCAAAGUUAACGGCAAUAAAGGAAUUUCCGACGCCGAAGAAAGUAAAAGAUAUACAAUCUUUCAUAGGACUAGCCGGAUAUUACAGAAAAUUCAUAGAAGAUUUUUCAAAAAUAGCCAAGCCACUGACGAAAUUAACGAAGAAAACGGAAAAAUUUGAGUGGACUAUGGAACAGCAAAAUGCUUUCGAAAUACUAAAAGAAAGAUUAAUGACAGCGCCAGUGCUAAUGUAUCCAGAUUUCAAUCAAGAAUUCAUAGUGACCACUGAUGCUUCCGACUAUGCAAUCGGAGCAGUAUUGUCACAAGAAAAAGUAGAUAACGACCGGCCAAUUGCUUACGCCAAAACAGAGUUUUAUCGCGGGCGGAGCAGAAUUACAAUACAACCGAGAAAGAAUUACUAGAGAUUGUAUGGGCUGUAAAACAUUUUAGGCCAUAUAUAUACGGUACGAAAUUUAAAAUCGUAACCGAUCACAAACCAUUAAUCUGGUUAUUUAAUGUGAACGAUCCCGGAUCGAGAUUGAUCCGAUGGAGAUUAAAACUCGAAGAAUAUGAUUAUGAAAUCAUCUAUAAAGCCGGACGAGCGAACGCGAACGCCAAUGCACUGAGCCGCAAUGUAACAAGAGAAGCGCAUGAAACAGAAGAGGAAGAACGAGAGAUCCUCGCAAUAGAAGAAGAAACAAACUCCGACGAAGAGAAAAUAUACACGGAGGAAGACAAGAAACAGAUAUUAUAUGAAUAUCAUGAUGCACCCACAAGAGGACAUCAAGGAGUUGACCGAACGGUAAAAAGAAUCCGCCUAAAUUACAAUUGGCCAGGAAUAACGAAAGAUGUAGAAAAAUACAUUGCAAAAUGCGAAUUGUGCCAGAAAAAUAAACUAUCGCGAAAAAAUAAAGUACCGUUAAUAAUCACGGAUACGCCUACUAAACCUUUCGAAAAAUGCGCGUUAGAUAUUGUAGGACCGCUAACAGUUACAACAAACGGAAAUAAAUAUCUUUUAACAUUCCAAGACAACUUAACGAAAUUCAGCAAAGCGAUACCGAUUCCAAACCAAGAAGCGAACACGGUCAGUAAAGAAUUCGUUACAAAGAUUGUACUUGAACACGGAAUACCGGAAAAAAUUUUAACGGAUCAAGGCACAAAUUUCCUCAGCGAAAUAUUUAAAAAUACAUGUAAACUAUUAAAAAUAAAUAAAAUACAAACAACUGCCUAUCAUCCGGAAAGUAAUGGCGCGUUAGAACGAUCGCAUCGAACAUUAGCGGAAUAUUUAAGACACUACAUAAACGAAGACCAGACCGACUGGGACGAAUGGAUACCGUUCGCAAUGUUCACAUACAAUACGACGCCACACACAGCUACGGGGUAUACACCCUUCGAAUUAGUCUAUGGGCACCAAGCAGAUUUACCUACGUCACUGACGAGACCGCCUAAACCGACAUAUAAUUACGACGAUUACGCGCAAGAAUUGAAAGAAAGACUAAGGGCAACGAAUCAGCUC